Zingiber officinale is the source of this 1234-nucleotide messenger RNA. RefSeq names its product transcription factor HHO5-like. The coding region runs from base 166 to 1164 and encodes 332 amino acids. Gene Ontology annotation, molecular function: DNA-binding transcription factor activity; DNA binding. The record is from RefSeq and is a predicted model, not a curated record. Lineage: Eukaryota; Viridiplantae; Streptophyta; Magnoliopsida; Zingiberales; Zingiberaceae. The transcript has 5 exons.
UCGUACAAUUCAACCUUUAAAUUUCUCCCCUAGCUCGAUCGAACUAGUAUAUAUAAAACAGAGAGAUUCAUUCUUUGGAUUCAGAUGAUCAGUUUAAUUCGUUAAUUUGCAUUCCUUCGUCCGUUGAUUGAUCGCUCAAUGGCUGUGUAGCGAGGAGGGAUCGAUAUGGAGGAGGACAAGAGCCAAAAGAGGCCUCGUGAGGCUUUUGAUCUCAACGAGGAUGUCCGUAGCGAGGACGAUAUCGAGGAGGAGGACGAAAGGGAAGGGAGCAGCGAGAGAGGCACGAAGGUGAGGCAGUACGUGCGGUCCAAGCUGCCGAGGUUGCGGUGGACGUCGGAUCUCCACCUCGCCUUCGUCCACGCCGUCGACAGGCUCGGCGGCCAAGAAAGAGCCACCCCAAAGUUGGUGCUUCAGCUGAUGAACGUGAGGGGGCUGAGCAUUGCUCAUGUAAAGAGCCACCUACAGAUGUAUCGGAGCAAGAAGCAGGAUGGCUUAGGUCGCGAGAAGUCCACCAUUUCUUCAGCUAUGCAGCCCAUGGAUCUGCUGCUGAGAACACAACGUCUCCACGAGAUGUUCUACCCGCGAACAACGAGCUCAUUGCGGCCCUCGGGAUUCGACGACAGCCGGAGCAUUCAUCAUCAAAGUAAUCGUCACCGCAUUGGCGACGGUCUUCAUCACCGACCGCAGGAGCAGUUACAAGGGUUAAUCAUACAACAUAUAUAUGAUCAUCAUUUUCCAUUAGGAUGUAGUCUAAAUUCUCCACCUUUGGUUUUUGUAACAAACAGACAGCAAGAUUGCCGUUGGGAGAAAGGGGUUGUUCCCACCGGCAUCGGUACUCCAUUCACCAAUAGUCCUUCUGCCCAAUAUCCGACGCGCGAACCUGAAUCUCAAAGCGCAUUUCGUCUCGAGGUCGAUCCAAGUGACGCGAAGAAGAGGAGGACGAGUGCGAUGGCGGAUCCGAUUUUGAAUCUGGAGAAGGGGCAGGAAGAUCACGAAGAUGCGGCGGCUAGUUUGCUGUCGCUUACGCUUACCCCCUCGAGCGCUUCAUCGAUGGCCGGUGGGCAGGAAAAGGCACUAGAGGGGAACGGCAGUGAAGUUGUUAGGGAUAGGAGGGACAAGGCCGCUUUGGGGAUGAGUACUUUAGAUCUGACCAUGUCAAUCUAGGCAUCGGAGUCAGAUCUUUCAAGUACUUGCUUCCAGGUCUUACGAGAUUAUAUUUGGUUGUGAAUUGUAA